AUGAUGAUGAACGAUAUGCAGCAGCAGCACCAGAAGGAGACAGCAAUAGGCUGUGGUGAUAAUAAUAAUAAGAGCAGCAGCAGUAGCAGCAACGUCAAGGUUGGUAGUAAUAAGAAAGACGCCGGCGGCGGGGAGAAGCUGCCGCCGGGGUUUCGGUUUCAUCCCACCGACGAGGAGCUGAUCACGUACUAUCUGGUGAAGAAGAUCGCGGAUGCUGGUUUCACCGGACGAGCCGUCGCCGACGUCGAUCUCAACAAAUCCGAGCCCUGGGAUCUUCCUGAUAUGACGGUGGGACGGAUGGGUGCAGGGAAGGCGAAGAUGGGAGAGAAAGAGUGGUACUUCUUCAGCCAGCGUGACCGGAAGUACCCGACCGGAGUGAGGACCAACAGGGCGACCAACACCGGAUACUGGAAGACGACCGGGAAAGACAAGGAGAUAUACAACAGCGUCACGUCGGAGCUGGUCGGGAUGAAGAAGACGCUGGUUUUCUACAGGGGGAGAGCGCCACGUGGCGAGAAAUCCAACUGGGUCAUGCAUGAAUACCGCAUCCACUCCAAGUCCUCCUACCGCCCUUCCAAGCAAGACGAGUGGGUAAUAUGCAGAGUCUUCCAAAAGACCACCGGCGGCUCACCAUCCAAGCACAACAACAACAACAAGUACCCAUCCAGCUCCUCGACCAUUAAUCACCACCACCAUCAACCAAGACCUCCGAUGACGUCGUCGCUCAACAAUCCCUACACUUCCCUUCACGAGAUGAUCGCCGGAGUAGGACCCACCAACGCCGCCGCCUUCCUCCCUCCUCCUCAGUUGAUCAACCACCAGUUCCCUCCUCACCAUCUGGACGACCACCACCACUUCGGCCAGCGACCGACUUACAACAACACGAUGACCAACUCCGAGCUGGCCGACCUCGCCAGGGCUUUCCGCGCCAGCACUGCCACUCAUCAGCAAAUGAUGAUGAACAACAACAACAACAGCGGCUACCAGUCCACGUCAGCUGGUGGAGGUUGUUUCACUUUGUCCGGGCUCAGCUUGAACCUCGGAGCAACAACGAACAAUAACAAUAAUGGUGGUUUUACUGCUGCGGUACUUCCUCAGACGGUGCCGUUUGUGAAUCAUCAGCAGCAGCUUGUAGAGGAGCAACAAGAAGAGAACGUGGGUGGAGCUUCUUCUAGUAUCAUGAUGAGUCAUCAGUUCCCCGGUUUGACCGACGAGGGGAGCGGCUACGGCGGCGGUGGUAACGCCGAGCAGAGCAUGGAUUUCGACGCCUACUGCUGGGCUUCUUACUGA
This is a messenger RNA of Linum tenue, 1290 nucleotides long. The record is from the annotation of a GenBank genome assembly. NCBI's taxonomy places the organism in Eukaryota, Viridiplantae, Streptophyta, Magnoliopsida, Malpighiales, Linaceae.